AUGGAGCAAACACAAACAAAUAGGGUUGUUGAAACUAGCCAAGGUUUGAAAAAGGACAGUCAUUUUUUUUUUGGAGAGGGGGGUACAUUAGUACGAUUUGUAAUUAUUGUUGUGGAUAUUAUAAUGUUGAUAAAUUUAUUAAUAGACAUGAAUAUUAGCUGUGAUGGAUAUUUACGCCUUUGGGUUAUAGGAGCUCUCCUAUUAAGUUUUUUUUUAUUUUCUUUCAUUGAAAGAAUUCAAAGACAUUUAAAGGAAAACAAAGGAUUUUUCUCUGAGGUUGUUUUAAUGCUUAUAUGUUUUCUAUGGACCUUUUUUGGGACUAUUCAAAUUAAUAAAUCUGGUGCUUGCCAGAAAAAUGCACCUAACUUAUUUUGGACUGUAUUUACCUUGGUUACUAUUAUUUGGUGUUCCAUAAUUGGACUAAUUUUAAGUCUUAUGAUUAUAACAAUAGGCUCAUUUUUUAUUGUCCGUUCUAAAUUGACAAAAAUAUAA
Plasmodium adleri (nom. inval.) is the source of this 492-nucleotide messenger RNA. RefSeq names its product conserved Plasmodium membrane protein, unknown function. The transcript has 9 exons. NCBI's taxonomy places the organism in Eukaryota, Apicomplexa, Aconoidasida, Haemosporida, Plasmodiidae. The record is from RefSeq and is a predicted model, not a curated record. Bases 1 to 492 code for a protein of 163 amino acids.